AUGGAGACUGCGAUAAGAUGGUCUGAAAGCUCGACCUUGUCAGAGCAGCGUUUCCUCAUUGCAGAUGUUAACGGUCGCUCUUUCAAACGUUGUAAAAUCGAUAAUUAUGAUCGCACAAAACUUCAGCAUCAGGUACUCUCUACGUAUAGCAAGGUCCCUCCCUUUCGUGCUUUUGAUUGGGCGCCACACGAUGAGAGACUUGCGGCUGUGGGACAAUGGUCUGGAGAAGUCACAAUCUUGCGGAUUGAUGAUGCGGUGGCCAACAUUCCUCUACCUGCAAAGCAUCAACGUCUUUGCAAUGCUGUCGCUUUUGGUAGGACGGGGCUUCUGGCUGCUGGCUUAGAAAGGGUGAGGAACGAUUUCAGUCUCAACAUAUGGGACGUCAAUCAACGUCUCCCAGCAGUCAUGUCUCCAGGAAGCAGGAAUUCAAAAGGAUUUGUCGAACCUUAUCGUAAAUUUGCGAGCUCGGAAGCAAUUUCAAGCAUCAAAUUUUACUCUUCACAGCCUGAGGUCUUAGUUGCUGGGAUCAAAGGAAGAGGCAUUCGAAUCUAUGACUUACGGGAGAAUACCGGGAGCCCUUCGCUGCUUUUUCAGACUUCAUGUGUCUUCAAUAUUGCUAUUGAUCCUCUGGAUGAAAAUUACUUCGCUUGUGCUGGGGUCCCGAAAGACACGACCAUUCAGAUAUGGGACCUUCGUCAUGGCUCGCCGUAUACUGCAGCAUCUCUAGGAUCAGGUUCAGAUCUCAGUACACCAGCGGAAGGCCCAGUGCUUGAAUACAAGGAGGUGUUCAGUACCGCGAACGCAUCAACUAAAGUGCCAGUCGAUCCCACAGGUGUAAUGUUAUCAAGUAUUUGGAGUCUGCGAUAUUGCAAAGGUAAGACCGGCUGCCUCGGCGCUCUUGCAAGCAAUGGAGAGUUCAAAGUCUUCGAAACCAAACACGAAUAUUCUUUGUCGAUGAACCACUAUGAGUCACGACCGCACCCAGACUAUGACGUACCAAAUAAGAAUGACCGAUCCAUCCUGACCAAGCGCAUUCACCAUGUCGAGCUUGCAUGGGAUAAUAAGCGAAAAGGCUGUCCGGAGAAGGAGAGAAUUGUCGCCUUUGACUUCACCAAUUUGGCUGGCUUCAAGGGUACGCCUUGUGCAGUUGUCCUUCGUGGCGAUCAUAGUGUUGGUAUUGUUGAGCUCAACGGCGCUGCCUCAGCUCUCGCGGUCUCGCCGUUUGGCAACGUUGUUGUCAGUAAAGACAACUCCUCAAGUUCCACUAGCGAAUCGACUCCUGAGGCUCGUUUCUUGAAAAAUACAAUACGCAGACUAGAGCCUCUAAAUGAGGAUACAAUGUCCAAUUCCUUGUUUUCAACCCGAGGCAAACACGGCAGUUCCAAGGCUGGAGAAGCGACGGAUACUGCAGACACGAACGGUCGAGCCGCCGUUGCUAGGAAACCUCAGUCAAGCCGCGAGUCCCAUGAGCAGCUUCUUGAAACUCAUACAGCCGACACAAAGCUCAGGAUAGAGGAAGCCUUGGCUCUCUUCACUAUUGCUCGUCGCCGCGGCGUCGAGGGCUACCUGUUCGAUUGCAAAAAGAACAUCGAAAUCUUGCGGGAUGACCGCUGGCUUCAGAGACUCUGGGUUUGGAUUGACCGAGCGAAGAGCAGUGCUAAAGACAACGGCAUGAGCACAGAGGCGCUGGACCUCAGCUUCUUUGGUGUUGCCAGCAUCUGGAACAACGAUCUGGAUUCCCAAAGAGGUCCUAAUAAGCUUAGCAAGCCAACAUACCCCAAAGACGUCGCUGAUGCUGUCGAAACACUGUGCGAUAAGCUCGAUCUGCCCGAAUUCCGCAUGGUACAGUCCGCCGCUCCUAACCACCGCCGGUUGUGUCUGUAUACUUGCGGCCUGGGGCUUCCAUACCAAAAGCUCGAAGCUACAGUUAAAGACUUCGUGCGUCAAGGACAAAAUACCAAAGCAGCUGCUGUCGCAAUCAUCCACGACCAAGCCAAGCUAGCUUUUCAAGCAUUGAGAAGUGGUAACGCUUCUCCGGCGCAAAGAGAACUCUCUCUUGCACUGGCUGGAUACAAUAAAGGAGUAAUCGAUGACACAUGGGAAGAGACUGUCCGUGACAUCAAGAGUGAUCUUGAUGAUCCUUACGCCCGUGCCAUCCUUGCACUGGUCAGCUAUGGCGACUGGCAUGACGUCCUAGCAGAAACUUCACUUCCACUCCGGGACAGAGUUGGAAUUGCUUUAAUGUACUUGGAUGACGAUGAGCUUACACACUACAUCACUGAUAACGCAGCAGAGUGCAUCCAAGAAGGCGACAUCGAGGGCGUCGUCCUAACAGGUCUUACGGAGCAAGCAGUUCCCCUCUUUGAAAAUUACAUCCGCAAAUUCUCCGACCUUCAAACCGCAAUCCUAGCCAUGUCCUUUACCUGCCCGAGCUACUUUACAGAUCCUCGCGUCGACCUCUGGCGGCAGACUUAUCGCUCCCAACUCAACAGUUGGGGCAUGUUCAUUCAGCGCGUCCAUCUUGAUGUUCAAUCUACCAGGCUCUCCAUAUCGCUAGGUGGCAAACCAGAGAUACGGCCACCAUCACGCCAGGUCAGCAUUCGUUGCAACAACUGCGACCAAGCACUGCACCGCAAGUCCAGUCGUGUCCUCCCACCAGGCUCCUUUGACAGCUUCGGUACCCACCAAGGCUCCAUCUUCGGCGACUCCAAAUCUGGCACCGUCUGCCCGAAAUGUGGGCGUCAUAUGCCUAGCUGCGUAAUAUGUAUGCAAUGGCUCGGCAUGCCAGACCCGCACUCCCGCGGCGCUGUCGAAGAGAUCAAGAAGAAUGCAGAAUCAAAGAAAGAUGGGAUUGCAGAGAGAGAUCCAUUGGAAAAGUUUUUGACGGUUUGCAGACGGUGCUGGCAUAUGUCUCACGGUGCGCAUUCUCGGGAGUGGUUUGAGGGGCGAUUCAAUGAGAGGACGCAAGAAUGGAUUGGAGGCCAUGAUAAGUGUCCAGUGCCAGGCUGCGAUUGUACGUGCAAGGCGAUUGAUGUUGGAGUCGCACCAGGCAGAAAAAGGAACAUGAUCGACCUGAACAUCUCGGAGAAUUGGUCGUAG
Letharia columbiana is the source of this 3099-nucleotide messenger RNA. RefSeq lists its product as uncharacterized. NCBI's taxonomy places the organism in Eukaryota, Fungi, Ascomycota, Lecanoromycetes, Lecanorales, Parmeliaceae. Bases 1 to 3099 code for a protein of 1032 amino acids. Gene Ontology annotation, biological process: positive regulation of TORC1 signaling. Gene Ontology annotation, molecular function: protein binding. Gene Ontology annotation, cellular component: cytoplasm. The transcript is spliced from 3 exons. The record is from RefSeq and is a predicted model, not a curated record.